This is a messenger RNA of Rhopilema esculentum, 3054 nucleotides long. Its product is annotated as acid-sensing ion channel 1C. Gene Ontology annotation, biological process: sodium ion transmembrane transport. Gene Ontology annotation, cellular component: plasma membrane. Gene Ontology annotation, molecular function: ligand-gated sodium channel activity. NCBI's taxonomy places the organism in Eukaryota, Metazoa, Cnidaria, Scyphozoa, Rhizostomeae, Rhizostomatidae. The record is from RefSeq and is a predicted model, not a curated record.
UAUAAAAAAAAUUGCAGAAAUCCAUAAGAUUUUCCAACAAUCCAGAAUGCAUAUAAGGAACAUGAUGGGCUAAAAAGAGAAAAAAAUAUGAAACAAGUUUACUGAGAGAUCAUCCUCUGUAGGAUUUGAGGAGAAUCAACGUCUGAAGUUUGAGAAAGCGAACAAUAGGUCACGGUUGAAUAUAGUUCAAACAGAGCAAUUCUUUGCUUGUUUACAUCUGCCAGUUGCCGACUUCUUGUCUUUUGAUACACAGACGUGGGGAGCGCGUACAAUUUAAAGACAUUACGAAACAUUUAUUAAAAUGUACGCGUGAGAGAAGCAUUAUUUUUGUCAUAGAAAGAUAUCAUGUAUUUUGACCUUGUCGGUAGGAGUUGCGAUUCUGAUCAAAUCGAGGAAAAGUUGUUCAAACUUGUUUCUUUGGAAAUAAAUUAUUGGUUGCCAAAUUAGAUCGAUCUUACUGAGCUUGGAGGCUAAGAUUUCAAUUGGGAAAAAAUUCUUAACGGCAUCCCUGCAAUUUGUAAAACUAUACAAGAUGUAUAGUCACAGCGAGAGUGUUCGUGAAAAAGAAGUUGUCAAGAGUGUAGACUGGAUUUUUGAUUUUGGGGAUGAGUUUUCUAACAGAGAUAUCUAUAGGAAAGUUAUGACUCACAUGGCAGAUGCUGAAUUGCUAGACCUGAGAAAGGAGAAGGAAGUAAGAAGACAGAAAGUCAAACAGCAUUUCGAUGAUCUUGUGUCCAACUCGACGCUUCAUGGUCUGCACUUCUGCUUUGACAAACAGCAUUUUUUCAGACGCAUUUUUUGGACUUUGUUAAUCCUUGUUGCCCUUGGAUUGCUUGUGCAGAAGUUAUACGAGAGCACGACGUACUUUUUCAGUUAUCCUUUCAGCACAACAACAACUGUUAAAUACGUCAACCAAAUGGUUUUCCCGGCAGUGUCAAUUUGCAACUUGAAUGACUUUCGCCUUUCAGUGAUGAAUGGUACAAAGCUGCAUAAAGCUAUUCAAGAAAGAGGCAAUAUUCUCGCACUAGAUGGAAAGGAGUACACAGAUACAAUUAGGAAAGCAAACCACCGACUAGAGGAUAUGUUGCAAGGAUGCACAAUGAAUAAUAAAAUAUGUACACACAAGAACUUUACACAGUUCUUCCAUAAUCAGGGUGAUAGAUGCUUCACUUUUAAUUCUGGGAUGAAUGGACAGCCUCUUAUCACUGUGAACAACACAGGGUUGAGCCAAGCUCUCACCUUUCUUAUCAAUAUCGAGCAUCAUGAUUAUUAUGUAGACUCGCAGCAUUCAGGAAUUCAUUUGAUAUUGCAUGGGCAGGACGAGACACCGGUCAAAAUGCAAGGUGUAAUAUUGUCCCCAGGAUUUGUGUCGUACAUUGAGAUUAAAAAACGCAAGGUGAAGAAUCUUCCACAUCCGUAUGAAACUAAUUGUGGAAAGCUAAAGCUGAAGUAUUUCCGUAGCUAUUCAAAGCAUCUUUGCUGGCUCGAAAAGCUGACUGACCAUGUUGUUAAUCUUUGUGGGUGCAAAGAUUGGUUCAUGCCUGGUGAUCACAGAGUUUGCACCUUGAAUGAAUCAAUGAACUGUAUGUGGAUUCAUUGGUCUCAAUUCGACUUGACGCAAAAUUACAGCUGUCCGCUACCAUGUAUUAUAGACUCAUAUACCCCAACAUUGUCAUUCGCAAGAUUUCCAGCAAACAACCUCGCAGACAAGAUGGCAAAAAGAUUGAACAUCUCUGGGACGAAAGCAGAACAGCGCGGAUGGAUUAGAGAUAAUUUCUUAAAGGUGGUUAUAUAUUAUGGAGACCUUAAUUACGAAUACAUGGAACAAAUUCCAAGCUACGAUUUAAUGGUGCUACUGGGUGAUAUUGGUGGUCAAUUAGGGCUUUUUCUUGGUUCCAGUGUCCUUACAUACAUCGAGUUCUUUGAUUUUUUCGCAAUGGUCAUAUACACAAGAUUUUUUGAAGUAUUCAAAAGGUCACCAUCCCGGGUCUGAUGCUGCAUAUUGAGACCCUGGCAUCUACCACAAACGCUUAAAGGUUGACUCAACUGGCAAGCGGAGCUCCUAUAUUUUAUAACAUUUGCUCGGCUAUAAUUCUAUUUUUUUGCUAAAUUUUUGACGAUAUAAAAAAGAAUAGAUUUAGUAAUUUUUGUAAACUGGUUUUGUACUCUUGCUAAAGGAAACUUCCUUUGUAAUUUUUGUAGUAAUUCAGUCACGUAUCUCUUAUUGAGAUGUCUGGUACACUUCUCUACUGUAGUAAAAUAGUCGUUUACGCCUGAAAAUAUUUGUUGAAAGGUUCAGAAAUUUCUGUUUUGACAUUUCUAGAUGGUUAUUAUGAUUUUAAUUCAAUUAUUCAGGAAACCUUUCAGUUAAACUGUGGUAUUAUAAAUCUUAUCAUGAGGUGGAACUAAAUCAUCUGGCGUGUGGGUUAAGUUACUCAAAUUUUUCUAAUUAAUUUGAGCUUUAUCAAACUGCGUGAAAUUUGGUCUCCUGGUCCUUACUGUAUCUAAUAACAUUCAACUUUGAUAUUGUGUGAAAAAACUCUACCUUAAUUUGAAUGAAGUCUCAGAUUUCUGCACAAAUAUCGAUUAGAGCAAUUCUAAGGACGAAACAGGAUGAUUUCUAGGAGUUGAGUGAAUUUAAAUCAACCGGCCAAGAUAAAAUCGGUUUCAUACAACUUCUUGAUGCUCAAAAAUAUAUCUUUGCGAUGAUCUUACAAAAGGAAUACAUUACAGCUUAAUCACGGAUUUUUCUAUAAAGUUUUUAUCUACCUGCUAAAAAUAUUGUAAUUUCGUAGUCAAUUUAGAGUGAGAUUAUUAACUUUCGUGGUAAAGAAUAUUUUCCUGUUACCACUGGCAAGAGUAACUCCAGUGCCAAGCUUGUUAGUUUGAUAAAAUGAAUGAUUUGCUUUUGCAGUGAAUUUCUGUCUGAUUUUUUUUGUUUUUAAAGCUUGAAAACAAAGCAAACGGUAAUUCAUUCUUAUAGCAAGAAUUAUUAUCUGAUGUGGUAUUCUAAGCAGAUUACAGAUUGGAGCAUCUUCUAAAAUUCAUUUAACA